AUGAACGUUCAAGAGAUUACUAACGAAGAGAUAGUGCAUAAACAGGUAUAUUGGGGACAUGCCAGUGGUGGGAACGGCGGACAGGGCCAGCAGGAACAACCGAUUGAGAUUUCGUAUCCUACCACAGAAGUGGUGGGUCGCGGAUCGUUUGGGGUGGUAUUCACCACUACGAUCCAGCAGUCGGGCGAGAUGGUUGCGAUCAAGAAGGUGCUGCAGGAUAGGAGAUUCAAAAAUAGAGAGCUGGAGAUUAUGAAGUUGUUGCAACAUCCGAAUGUGAUAGAUUUGAAAUAUUAUUUUUACGAGAAGGAUCCGCAUGGCGAAGUGUAUCUAAAUUUGAUUCUCGAUUACAUGCCGCAAUCGUUGUAUCAGAGGCUGCGUCAUUUUGUUCAUUUGACUAGUAUUAUGCCGCGAUUGGAGAUCAAAUGCUACAUGUACCAACUGUUCAAGGCAUUGAAUUAUUUACACCAUCAUGCAAACGUUUGUCACAGGGACAUCAAACCGCAGAAUUUGCUGGUGGAUCCGCAAACAUGGGAAUUGAAACUGUGUGAUUUCGGCAGUGCCAAACAAUUGAAACCUACGGAGCCAAACGUUUCGUACAUUUGUUCUCGUUACUAUAGGGCUCCCGAGCUGAUCUUUGGGGCUACCAACUAUUCAAAUCAGAUCGAUAUCUGGUCAAGCGGUUGUGUCAUGGCCGAGCUCUUGUUGGGUCAGCCCAUGUUCCCCGGCGAGAGCGGUAUCGACCAACUGGUGGAAAUAAUCAAGAUCCUAGGGACUCCUUCGAAACAAGAAAUUUGUGCUAUGAACCCCAAUUAUAUGGAACAUAAGUUCCCACAGAUAAAGCCGAUCCCGUUGUACAAAGUGUUCAAGAAAGAGGAUGAUGCGACGGUUGAAUUUCUGAUCAACAUGCUGAAAUACGACCCGCUGGAACGUUUCAACUCCUUGCAAUGUUUAUGCGCCCCGUAUUUUGACGAAUUGAGGUUUGCUACAGACGACCUAAAGCAAGUCGUCGAUAAUUUAAAGCUGCUAGCGUUCGACUACGAGACAGAGUUGGGUCAUCUGACUGAAGAUCAAUUAGCUGCUGUAAAAUUAAAAUUGAUGCCAAGUAUAAUAUGA
This is a messenger RNA of Torulaspora globosa, 1113 nucleotides long. Its product is annotated as GSK family serine/threonine-protein kinase. Gene Ontology annotation, molecular function: ATP binding; protein serine/threonine/tyrosine kinase activity; protein serine/threonine kinase activity. Gene Ontology annotation, biological process: protein phosphorylation; signal transduction. The record is from RefSeq and is a predicted model, not a curated record. The transcript has a single exon. Lineage: Eukaryota; Fungi; Ascomycota; Saccharomycetes; Saccharomycetales; Saccharomycetaceae. Bases 1 to 1113 code for a protein of 370 amino acids. Gene Ontology annotation, cellular component: cytoplasm.